This is a messenger RNA of Ceutorhynchus assimilis (cabbage seed weevil), 1776 nucleotides long. Lineage: Eukaryota; Metazoa; Arthropoda; Insecta; Coleoptera; Curculionidae. The record is from the annotation of a GenBank genome assembly.
UUUCGUCCAAGCAUUUUUCCGUAAACAUAUUCUGUGCAAAUUUCGUAAAUGACGAUGACGGAAAAUCAGCAGCAAGAAGGCGAAGCGAUUCUGUUCGAGGCUCCGGUGAUCCAAGACAACCCGACCGGAUGGGGCCCGUGCGAACUGCCCGACCAGUUCAAGGACAUGCCCUACCAGCCCUUCAGCAAAGGGGAUCGGUUGGGCAAGAUCAGCGAUUGGACGGGGGCUGCGUUCCAGGAUAAGAAAUAUGCCAAUAAAUAUGCAUCUCAAUUUGGUUCCGGUAGUCAAUAUGCUUACUACCACGAUGAGGACGAGAGCACUUUCCAUUUGGUAGACACCACUCGCGUCCAGAAACCUCCCUACCAAAGAGGUCGCUUCCGUGCUAAUCAGCGCAACCUCAGAGGUCGCGGUGGACGCAGCAACAUGCAAGGCGGAGGCAUGCAGUCCCUGGGCAAAGGCCUCAAAGCCCGCGACAACUACAAGCGAGGCCAAGUCAGAAAAUGGGGCCAAGGAAGACCGCAAAUCAAAAUCAGAGACGCUUCAGUCACUGUCAAGCCUGAUUGGAGUACCAUUGAAGAAAUGGACUUUCCAAGGCUUGGAAAGUUGUUUUUGCCCAACAUCAAAGAAGGCACUGAUAUUGUUUGCUGUGGUGAGCUUGAGUAUUACGACAAGUCUUAUGACAGGGUCAAUGUUAAAAACGAGAAGCCUUUGCAAAGUGUCAAUAGGAUUUUCCACACUGUUACAACUACUGAUGAUCCUGUUAUACGUAAACUAACCAAAUCUGAAGGUAAUGUUUACGCUACUGAUGCAAUUUUGGCUACGAUUAUGUGCUGCACCCGCUCCAACUACUCCUGGGACAUUGUCAUUGAAAAGAUCGGCGAUAAGUUGUUCUUUGACAAGCGCGACAAUACCGAAUUCGAUUUGCUGACUGUCAAUGAGACUUCAGUGGAGCCCCCUCAAGAUGACGGCAAUUCGCUGAACUCGCCUAGGAAUUUGGCACUAGAGGCGACUUUCAUUAAUCACAAUUUCAGUCAGCAAGUGCUGAAAUCUGGCACCAAUGAGCCCAGGCACAAGUUUGAGGAACCUAAUCCGUUUGUGUCUGAAGAGGAGGAAGGCGAGGUUGCCAGCGUUGCUUAUCGGUACAAGAAAUGGGAUUUAGGAGGUGGGAUUACUUUAGUAUCUCGUUGCGAGCACGACGCAGUGGUCCAAUCGCCCAGUGGUGAACUUCAAUUCAUCACCAUCAAAGCCCUAAACGAGUGGGAUUCGAAAUUGGCCAACGGAGUAGAGUGGCGUCAAAAAUUGGAUAUCCAACGAGGAGCCGUAUUGGCCAACGAGCUGCGCAACAAUGCUUGCAAGCUGGCCAAAUGGACUGUCCAAGCUUUACUAGCUGGAAGUGAUCAAAUUAAAUUUGGAUACGUGAGCAGAGCUCACGUACGAGACAGCAGCAAGCAUGUUAUUUUGGGUACUCAGCAAUACAAGCCUGCUGAGUUUGCUACUCAAAUUAAUUUGAAUAUGGACAAUGCUUGGGGGAUUUUGAGGUGCAUCAUUGACAUUGUCAUGAAGCAAAAAGAUGGCAAAUAUUUAAUCAUGAAGGACCCUAACAAGCCUAUGAUUCGUUUGUAUGACAUUCCAGACAAUACUUUUGAAUCUGAUGGUGAAACUGAAAGCGACGAGGAUACUCCUCAAGAUGCUGCAGCUUUCCAAAGCUUAUACCCAUAUAACCCAAAACGUUAAUAAUUACAAUACAAUGUAUUAAGUAAUAAAACAAAAAGUUUU